CUUAAUUCUCGCAUUUCGCUUUAAAUACAGAAAAACUCAAAUCCUCUAACUUUUCUCUGUAGAUUCCUCUCUCUGGAUUCAUUUGCUUCUCGCUGAUCAAAGAUUAUUAGGUAACCUGGUAUGGGAGUUGUGACUGUUUCUAGCUCAGCUGCGAGAACUCCAGUGGGAUUGAAUACAAACUUUUCCUGUAAUCGUCUGAAGAGACCUUUAAUUAUAGCAUUUAAAGGGGAUAAACAAAAUGACUCAGCUUUGAUUGCCACUCAAGAGAAAAUCCCUGUGCCCAUUGCGACCACCAAGACGCAGAAGAAAAAGAUAGGGAAAGCUAACAAACUACCUAAGAGAGAAAGAGUUGCCUUUGCGGAGGAAAAUUCUCCUUCUUCCUUGGAUGUGGACUAUAAUGAAGCUGCUGCUAUGCUUGAAAAUAUUUACAAACUCAGCCCUGCUUUUGAUGCUGAUAAUGCAGAAUGUAUAGAUGGUAAAAUCAAAAGGGUCUCCCGGAGAAGGAAGAAGAUUGUUGACGAUUGUGAAGAAAAGGAUGUAAACGACGAUAGGGUGGUCAGAAACCAGAACAAGAAAGCUAAACGGUUGAGUCUUCAUGAGCGGAUUUCAUUAAAGAGGAACUCAGACGGGGAUGAAGUCGUUCCCACUCGACAUAAAAGAAGGAAUAGGAUUGAGAAGAUUGAAGAACUUAUUCGGGAAUAUUCCGCAUCAACUGAUUUUGUCGGUAUGGAUUGGAGAAGAAUGAAAAUACCUCCCGUUCUUUCUUCUUCAGAGCAUGCUUGGCUUUUCAAAUUGAUGCAACCUAUGAAGACUAUACUUCAAGUGAAAGAAGGUUUACAGAAGGAGCUAGAAAGAGAACCUGCUGAUAGUGAAGUAGCCGACGCAACGAACAUGAACAUUACUCAUGUAAAGAAAGCAUUGGAGGUUGGUCAAGCUGCAAGAAACAAACUCAUAAAGCACAAUCUCCGGCUUGUCUUGUUCGUCAUCAACAAAUAUUUUUCAGAUUUUGCAAUUGGCUCUAGGUUUCAAGAUCUUUGUCAGGCAGGAGUUAAGGGACUUAUGACAGCAAUUGAUCGCUUUGAACCGAACAGAAGAUUUCGGCUGUCAACAUAUAGCUUAUUUUGGAUUAGACAUGCUAUCACUCGUUCAAUGACCCUCUCAAGCUUCACACGUGUUCCGUUUGGACUUGAAUCGGUUCGAGCAGAAAUCCAAAAAGCUAAAACUGAGUUAACAAUUGAGCUUCAGAGGUCACCAACAGAGGAAGAAAUAAUAGAAAGAGCUAAAAUAUCUCCGGAAAGAUACUAUGACGUAAUGAAGGCAUCAAAAUCCAUUCUUUCGCUGAACUCGAGGCAUAUAACUACACAAGAGGAGUUCAUUAACGGGGUCGUUGAUAAUGAUGGUGUUAAUGGUGAUAAUAGUAAGCAACCUGCUCUACUAAGACUUGCUCUUGAUGAUGUGCUUGAUUCCCUGAAGCCGAAGGAGAGCUUAGUUAUCAGACAGAGAUUUGGACUUGAUGGGAAGGGUGACAGAACAUUGGGAGAAAUUGCUAGGAACUUGAAUAUAUCAAGGGAAAUGGUUAGAAAGCACGAAAUGAAGGCUCUUAUGAAGCUCAAGCAUUCAGCUCGUUUGGAUUAUCUUCGUCGUUAUGUUGUAUAAAUCACUGAUGUAUAGAAACACCUAACCUAUAGUUAUACAAUAUAUAUAUAUAUAUAU
This is a messenger RNA of Vigna radiata var. radiata (mung bean), 1713 nucleotides long. Its product is annotated as RNA polymerase sigma factor sigE, chloroplastic/mitochondrial. Bases 121 to 1656 code for a protein of 511 amino acids. Gene Ontology annotation, molecular function: DNA-binding transcription factor activity. The transcript is spliced from 6 exons. The record is from RefSeq and is a predicted model, not a curated record. NCBI's taxonomy places the organism in Eukaryota, Viridiplantae, Streptophyta, Magnoliopsida, Fabales, Fabaceae. Gene Ontology annotation, biological process: DNA-templated transcription initiation; regulation of DNA-templated transcription.